Messenger RNA from Staurois parvus, 501 nucleotides. The record is from the annotation of a GenBank genome assembly. NCBI's taxonomy places the organism in Eukaryota, Metazoa, Chordata, Amphibia, Anura, Ranidae.
GCGGGCGCCGGACCCCCAGGCGGAGCGACAGGUCUCGGGCCCUCAGGCGGAGCGGCGGGCGCCGGACCCCCAGGCGAAGCGACAGGUCUCGGGCCCUCAGGCGGAGCGGCGGGCGCCGGACCCCCAGGUGGAGCGACAGGUUUCGGGCCCUCAGGCGGAGCGGCGGGCGCCGGACCCCCAGGCGGAGCGGCGGGCGCCGAGUCACCAGGCACGACAGUGGGCUCCGAGUCAACUGGCAUGACCGCUGGCACUGGGUCAGACAUUGGAUCGUCUGGCUGGACAGCGGGCAUCGGGUCACCAGGCAUCAAGUCAUUUGGCUCGACAGCGAGCACCGCGUCAUCUGGCAAGGCAGUGGGCUCUGAGUCAACUGGCAGACCGCGGGCACUGGGGCAGACAUUGAAUCGUCUGGCCGGACAGCGGGCAUCGGGUCACCAGGCAUCAGGUCAUUUGGCUCGACAGCGGGCACCGCGUCAUCUGGCAAGGCAGUGGGCUCCGAGUCAA